AUGUGGCUGUCUAAGGGGAAUUCAGAUAAGAGGGAUAAUGAGUCACGUGGGUUAGUUGCAGUGGCAAUUGACAAGGACAAAGGGAGCCAAUAUGCUUUGAAAUGGGCUGUUGAACAUAUUCUCGGCAAAGGCCAAACUGUAAUUCUAAUCCAUGUCAACCAAAAGGCAUCAUCAAUUCCUAAUCCAAUGGGUAGCCAUGUCUCCAUAACAGAUGUCAGAGAGGAUGUUGCAUCGGCAUAUCGACGAGAACAAGAUAGCCAAACCAAGGAAUUGUUCCUUCCCUUUCGUUGCUUUUGUACACGAAAAGACAUACAAUGUAAGGACGUUGUAAUUGAAGAUUCAGAUGUAGCAAAAGCUUUGAUCGAGUAUGUCACAAAUUACUCAAUUGAGAAUUUGGUCGUUGGUGCCUCAUCAAGGAAUUCCUUUUUAAGAUUUAGGAGUGCGGAUGUUCCUACAAGUGUGUCAAAAGGUGCACCAGAUUUCUGCACUGUGUAUGUCAUCUCCAAAGGCAAGAUUUCAUCUGUUAGAUCAGCCUCUCGUCCAGCACCAACCAUCUCUCCACUCCGAGCCCAACUACAAAUGCAGAAUCAAAACAGCAUCAAACCUGACCCAGCACCUGAGCAACCUUUCUCACAGCACAGUAAUUCAACAAGAGGUCCUGUUAAUAAUGUGGCAUUCGAUCCCCCACGAAUGAGCCUACAUGAAGAGUUAGAGAACUUCAGAUCCCCAUUCACCUGCAGAAAAGCUCCGAAUGGAAGAUCUUAUGGAGAGCUCCCCAUGCCAGAUUCCGACAUAUCGUUUGUAAGCUCCGGCAGACCAAGCGUAGAUCGCGCCUUCGCUCCUUCACUAUAUGAUCAUAUGGAAUCUGUCCGGACCCCACGGCUUUCAAAUGCAUCAGAUCUAGACGGCCGAAGUUUCGAAUCAAUGCAAUCUAUGGGGUUUUCUUCAAUAUCCCAGGAUAGUUCAUCUUCAUGGCCAUCACAGAGUAUGGAAGAUGUAGAAGCUGAGAUGAGGAGACUGAAGCUAGAGCUCAAGCAAACAAUGGACAUGUAUAGUACAGCUUGCAAAGAAGCACUUACUGCAAAACAGAAGGCAAGGGAGCUCCACCGCUGGAAAAUGGAGGAAGAACAAAGACUAGAAGAGGCACGCAUGGCUGAGGAAGCUGCACUGGCAAUUGCAGAGAGGGAGAAGGCUAAGUGCAAGGCGGCCAUUGAGGCAGCUGAAGCAGCUCAGAGGAUUGCAGAGCUGGAAGCCCAAAAGAGAAUAAAUGCAGAAAUGAAGGCCCUCAAAGAAACAGAGGAGAGGAAGAAGGUUGUGGAAUCUAUGUCACAAGGCGACAUCAGGUACAGGAAAUACACAAUUGAGGAGAUCGAAGCAGCAACCGAGUACUUUGCUGAAAACCGUAAAAUUGGGGAAGGGGGUUAUGGGCCAGUAUAUAAAUCUUAUCUGGAUCAUACCGCAGUUGCAAUUAAGGUUCUACGCCCAGAUGCAGCUCAAGGAAGGUCACAGUUUCAGCAGGAGGUUGAAAUAUUGAGUUGCAUCCGGCAUCCUAACAUGGUUCUCCUCCUUGGAGCCUGCCCUGAGUAUGGCUGCCUGGUCUAUGAAUACAUGGCCAAUGGAAGCCUAGAAGACCGCCUCUUUCGCAAAGGGAACACCCCAGUUCUGUCAUGGCAGGUGAGGUUUCGAAUUGCAGCAGAGAUUGCUACUGGCCUGCUCUUUCUCCACCAAACCAAACCAGAGCCACUGGUGCACCGUGACCUCAAGCCAGCCAACAUCUUGCUAGACAGGAACUACGUCAGUAAGAUUAGUGAUGUGGGUCUCGCCAGGCUCGUCCCCCCAAACAUUGCUGACAAUGUCACCCAGUAUCGCAUGACAUCAACUGCAGGAACUUUCUGCUACAUAGACCCAGAAUACCAACAGACCGGAAUGCUUGGCAUCAAAUCUGAUAUCUAUUCUCUGGGAGUCAUGCUUCUGCAAAUAAUAACGGCGAAGCCACCAAUGGGCCUCACACACCACGUCGAACGUGCUAUUGAGAAGGGAACAUUCACUGAAAUGUUGGACCCUGCUGUGCCUGACUGGCCAGUUGAGGAGGCCCUGAUCUUUGCAAAGCUCUCACUGAGGUGUGCAGAGCUGAGACGGAAGGAUCGACCAGAUCUGGGAACUGAAGUCUUGCCAGAGCUCAACAGACUAAGAAACCUUGCUGAGGAAAACAUGCCUAGCCUCGUCCUGGGUAGUGCAUGCCCCUCCCCUAACCACAGUCAAAUUUCAAUGACGCAGGAUAUCAUGAGUGAUCCUCUUCUCGUUCACUCUGGAUAUGAAAGCUCAAGGAGCCGCUCAAGUACAUCAUCUAUAACAGGGAGACGAUCAAGUAUGGAGUGA
Molecule: messenger RNA, 2379 nt
Organism: Nelumbo nucifera (sacred lotus)
Lineage: Eukaryota; Viridiplantae; Streptophyta; Magnoliopsida; Proteales; Nelumbonaceae
Product: U-box domain-containing protein 35-like
Biological process (GO): protein phosphorylation
Molecular function (GO): ATP binding; protein kinase activity
Source: RefSeq, a predicted model, not a curated record